Messenger RNA from Serpula lacrymans var. lacrymans S7.9, 1839 nucleotides. RefSeq lists its product as uncharacterized. The transcript is spliced from 9 exons. Gene Ontology annotation, cellular component: 90S preribosome. Gene Ontology annotation, biological process: maturation of SSU-rRNA. The record is from RefSeq and is a predicted model, not a curated record. The coding region runs from base 27 to 1721 and encodes 564 amino acids. NCBI's taxonomy places the organism in Eukaryota, Fungi, Basidiomycota, Agaricomycetes, Boletales, Serpulaceae. Gene Ontology annotation, molecular function: ATP binding; nucleic acid binding; RNA helicase activity.
GGCAGCAACGUCUCUUCAAUUUCAGUAUGGACGCUUUUCAACUGUUAUGUCAAGGCGGAGUCCAAUUCGACAGACAGAAAUUCAAGAAGGAUAUAGAGUUAUUCAAGGCCCCUCAAAAGGAUACCGGAAAAAGUGUCUCUGUUGCGGGUGGUUCAGGGCUUCCUGCAGAACUCGAUUUUUUCAAAUACGCGAAGGGCGGGACAGGCAAGCGGAAAACUUCAGACGGCAGUGAUGAAGAGAAGAUAGAUGAUGGAGAAGGUCGGAAAGGAGAGGGUAAAAGGCGCAAGGUCGAUGACGAGGGAGAUGGAGAUGGAGAUGACGAAGAACAACAGAUGCCACGGCACCGCGUUACGACUAAAGGCUCGGACGUCCCAGAACAUAUCGAAGUAUUCGAAGCACUCCGUGAGCGUUAUCACACCCCUGGUCGUCUAUUAUCGAAUCUUUCCGACAACAAGUAUAAGCAUCCAACUGGUAUCCAAUCAUAUGGUAUACCAAUACUACUAGAGGGCCGAGAUCUUGCUGCUAUCUCACCCACUGGAACGGGUAAAACCCUGUCCUACCUUGUACCAAUUGUAUCAAGCCUGGGUAGACCCAUAUCCAGUGCUAAAAACGACCAAGGGCUCGGUGUUCGUGCUGUUAUCAUUGCACCCACACGAGAAUUAGCCCAUCAAAUUCACAACGAAUGUUUGAAGUUGACUGUCGGUCGAAAAUGGCGUGUUGUGCUUUUCAGCAAAGCUACAGCCAGUACUCUCGCUGACAAAACCGUACGAGAUAAAGUAGACAUUAUCGUCAGCACGCCACUUCGUUUGGUUGCUUCCCUCCAAGCAGGCAAUCUUAAUCUAAACAACGUUCGGCAUCUCGUUUUAGACGAAGCAGAUCGAUUAUUGGACCCAGAAUUUUUGUCGCAAGUUCAAGAAAUAGUUGCUGUGUGCACGUACCCGAACAUUCAAAAGGCAGUUUUUAGCGCUACGCUUCCCGCAGGUGUAGAAGCCCUUGCAAUGGGUAUGCUGCGCAAUCCUAUUCGCGUUGUGGUUGGCCUCAAGGACACACCCUUACCGCUAAUCGCACAGACGCUUACAUACGUCGCCGAUGACUCGUCGAAACUUCCCAGUCUCCUCACGUACUUCGCUCAGCCAUACAACCCCCCAGUACUAGUCUUUACAUCGACGCAGACUCGUGCCACAUCUCUCGCAGAAGAGUUGGUUAUGAAUGGGUUACCUAAUGUUGAUUGUCUUCAUGCGGGUAUGACCAACAAAGAACGAGAAGAUGCCAUUUCUCGGAUGCGUAAAGGCGAGAGCUGGAUUAUGAUCAGUACAGAAGUAAUGGCACGAGGAAUGGAUUUCAAAGGUAUAAGGGAAGUUAUCAAUUACGACUUCCCCACAAGUGUACAGAGUUACGUGCAUCGUAUUGGUCGUACUGGUAGAGCUGGUCGCGAAGGAAAAGCUGUGACGUACUUCACAGACGAAGAUGCACCGUUCCUGAAAUCUAUUGCAAAUGUGCUUCUUCAAUCCGGUUCCACUGUACCCGAUUGGAUACUUAAAAUGCCGAAGCCGUCCAAGCUGAAGAAAAAGCAGAUGGGUAAGGUGAAGCGUGCGGAGAUGGUGAAUACGGCUCGUAAAAUUGGACGAGGCGAUGCAAUAAAGAAAAGAGACAUGAUUUCGGGCUCGAAAAGACGAAAAGCGAAAGAAGAAGGGCUGAAGGGCAAUGUUUCUGCAGACUAAGACAGCGGCUAACCUGCUGUUUGUGAUUAUCUGCCAGUAUUUGAUGUAGCACAGAAUCGCCGUUUGACGUUAGGACCAGAUUUAUCCCAACAAUGGAAUUUCUAGUGCUGUCGUGUCA